Molecule: messenger RNA, 2588 nt
Organism: Ylistrum balloti
Lineage: Eukaryota; Metazoa; Mollusca; Bivalvia; Pectinida; Pectinidae
Product: CDGSH iron-sulfur domain-containing protein 2 homolog B-like
Exons: 3
Coding region: 1-399 (132 amino acids)
Biological process (GO): regulation of autophagy
Cellular component (GO): mitochondrial outer membrane; intracellular membrane-bounded organelle
Molecular function (GO): 2 iron, 2 sulfur cluster binding
Source: RefSeq, a predicted model, not a curated record
AUGGAGGUCGUUUCGAACAUAAUCACUGUGUAUUUACCUAAUUAUUUAAGUAAUUUACCAGUUCCCAAAUCUCUAUUUGGCUUCGCGAAGCUGUCUGUUGUAGAAUGGUUUUCACUUGUACCUGUUGUGGGAACAGUAUCUUUGCUUGUGUAUGUCACUUCACAAGCUUUUAAACCUAAGCCUCCUCCAAAGAAGAACCCUGUGAACCUGAAGAUCCAAAAAGAAACACCAAAAGUGGUGAAUUUGGUGGAUAUGGAGGACCUUGCAGACAAAGUAACUUACUGCAGAUGCUGGCGUUCCAAGAAGUUCCCUCUUUGUGAUGGCAGCCACAACAAGCACAAUGAGGAGACGGGCGACAAUGUAGGGCCCCUAGUGCUGCGAAGAAAAACAGCAGCAUAGAAGUGAUACUGACCAAAGUGCUGAUCAUGAGGAACUCUCGCCUUCAGGAUUAACAUGAUAAAUUUACCUGUUAUAACAAUUGUGUGUAUGUGUGAGCAUUGAAUGUGAAAUUAAAAUAUUUAACAGUCUUUCGUAAAAUUCAGAAAAUUCAGGUCAAAAGAAUUAUAUUUUCAAAUUUGUUUGCUUGACAUUACUGAGAAGGUCUGUAGUUGUAAAUAUCAUUGAAUAUUUCAAAUUUAGUGCUAUCUAAUACCUUUGUGGGAUUUUUUAAAUGUUUUUUUUUUGAGUACUUGUUAUAUAUGAGUUAUACUUUUUUUCCGUUAUCAGAGAAAGUCUUUGUUAAACUACAAGUUCAAGUCAAAGGAUUAAAUAGGCCUAUAUAGCAUAAUUACUUGUCCUUUUUUAACACUCGCAGUGGUUACAUACAUACCUGUUUUUUUUUUAUAUAAGUGUGGAACAGUUAUGAUUCCAAUUUUGAGUGUUUGCAUUUGAAAGUAUUGAUAAAAAAUCAUAAAACAUUCUUUCUUUAAAAAAAAAAGUUAUGCAAGCAAUAUGAUAACUGUUGCUGAAAUAUUAUCAUUUGCCCCCAGAAACAGUACUGUCUAAAGACAGGUACAUACACCAUAAGCAAAGGGUGUUAACUUGAAACAGAUUUGUUUAAAGAAAUAGCAUCCCUCCAACAUGCAUAUAUAUAUAUAUAUAUAUAUAUAAACGGAAUAUAUUUCAUCAUUCCAUUAUUGCAUUUUUAUAAAGUUAUAUUUGUUUAUUAAUUAGCAUAUACAGCAGUAUGUUCAUUUUAAUCCUCAGGUGUGAGUGCUUUAUAAAACCAGGAAGUCCAUAAAGUGUAGACCUCUUGCUGUGUUGUUACAGGGUUGUAGGGCAUAAAAAUGUACUUUGGCCAAAUUUACCUUUGCAGAACAUACCUAUAUACUCCUGAUGGUACUAUACAUGCAUACAUUUAUUAUGGUUAGACGUGACCUAUCAUGCAGUCACUAAUCACAUAUAUUUUUUCUAAAAUAGCUUAAAUUUCAUUACAUGAAAAAUUGUACUUGUAUUUGAAGGUUGAUGUAAACUUUUUUACAACUCAUUAGUACAGUGUAUACAUAUAUCAUCAACAUUUGUCCACUAUAUCAUGUAAGACAAUUCUCACUAUUUGGGAAAAUUGACAGGCCUUUUUUGUUACCCUGUUACCAAACAUUUUUGAUGUCUGAUUUUCUGCUUUUCAGUUUGAUAAAGUUUGAUUUUUUGAUUACCCAGUAUGUAUGAAUUUUCACUGAUGUUUUUUGAAAGGCUUACUGUUUUCGCUGGUUUUUCACCUGUUUGAAAUGAUUAUUCAUUGAUUAUAUCGCACAGAAAUGAUGGAUUGCCUUCAACACACUAUUACAGAUAAUCAAGAUUCUAAAGGUUUUUUCUCUUUUUUUUGUAAAUAGUAAACAAAAUUGUGUGUAUUGUCAGAUACUUGUUGUCAAUACCUCGGUCUACCAUUUCAUACUGGUAAAAUAGAAGAUGUUUUGUAACAAUCUGUAUUUGAAGUUUACUUGAUAAUUCAUGUUUCUCAAAAUAAUAAAAAAAAAUAGGAAACAGCUGCUAUAAACAGAAUCUCUAUCUUCUUUAUGAUACUGGAAGGUUGUAUAAUUCUUAAAAUUAGAAGGAAAUGGCAUAAUAUGAAAACAUUGAAAAAAUUUUUUUUAAUUAUAAUAGUUUUUAUAAUUAGAUGAUAACUUCUAUAUAUGAAAAAAAAAUCCAGAUUUUCUACAUCAGGUGAAAGGAAAAUUUUACAGUAAGUAAACUUAGAAGAAAUCUAAAGGAUUCAGUACAAAUUGUAUGCACAACUUGAUAUAUUGUACACUGUUCACCUUACUAAACAGUUGAAUUGGUUUAUCUCUGAUUUGUAGACUUGUUUAUGUAUGAGGAAGUGAUUUAGACUUAAAGCAGACUGUCAAAUAAUGGAAGACAUGAGAGCACUGUAUUUUAUUUAUGGUCAAUGGAUUUUGUAAUUAAUAACAAAAAUGAAGACAAAUUGAUACUCUGGUACAAAGCAUAUUGAUGAUAAUCUUUUGACUAAUUCUUGAGUUCUACCAUUUUUUUGUAUCAUGUUUCUGAUGACAUUGUUAUUUUGUGCUUGAGCAAGUUGAUUGUGUUCAUUGGAUGAUUUUUAUGUAAAUUGAAAAUAAACAAAAUGUUGCUAA